AUGAGUAUAAAAAGUAAAAUAGAUAUGAGUUUAGAUGAACUCAUAGAAAAAGAAAACAUAAAAGUUAAUUUGAAAUCUUCAAAUGAAAAAAAGACUGUAAAUAAAUUUAUAGAAAAAAAUACAGGUCAGAAGUAUUUACAUAGUAUAAUUAUAUCUAAUGUUAACAGCAAAAAUUUAGAAUUAUAUAAAAAAGAAUUUAGCAAAUUUGGGAAAAUAUAUAAUAUAUUUCACGAUAAUGAUAAAAAAAUUACGUAUGUAAAAUAUGAUAAUAAAAAUUCAUGUGAUAAUGCUAUAAGUACUAUGAAUAAUAAAACAUUAGAUGGGGAUACAAUUACAAUUGUUUUGGGUAAAAAGAUAUUGGAUAAAAAGAAUGGAAAGAAUAUGAAUCAAAAUAAUAAUAUUAUUAAUAAUAAUAUAAAUAAUAAUAAAAUAAUUCCACCUUAUAAAGUCCCUAUCUAUAAUCCUAAUACAUAUCCAUAUUAUGUAAAUAAUUAUACCCCUUAUAAUAAUAUGCCAUACCCAAAUACAUACCAAAAUAAUUUUUUUGAAAAAAAUAUUACACCUUAUAAUAAUAACAAUAAAAAUAUUUAUGAAACACACAAAAAUAAUACCAUAAUAGUAACAAAUGUUCCCACUUAUUUAAACGCUGAAGAUAUUUUUUCAGCUUUUCAAGAAACUGGAAAAAUUGUUGAUGUACAAAUACUCAUGAAUGAAAAAAGAAAAUUAACAGGAAUUGUAAGCAUCGAAUAUGAAAAAAAUGAAGCAGCAUCUGAUGCAGUACGAAUGUAUGAUGGUGGUUUUUUAAAUGAUAACAGAAUUAGAGUGUUUUUAGAUUGUCGUUAA
This is a messenger RNA of Plasmodium gallinaceum, 843 nucleotides long. Its product is annotated as RNA-binding protein, putative. Lineage: Eukaryota; Apicomplexa; Aconoidasida; Haemosporida; Plasmodiidae. Gene Ontology annotation, molecular function: mRNA binding. The transcript is spliced from 6 exons. Gene Ontology annotation, cellular component: nucleus; cytoplasm. The coding region runs from base 1 to 843 and encodes 280 amino acids. The record is from RefSeq and is a predicted model, not a curated record.